Molecule: messenger RNA, 1554 nt
Organism: Pyricularia pennisetigena
Lineage: Eukaryota; Fungi; Ascomycota; Sordariomycetes; Magnaporthales; Pyriculariaceae
Exons: 3
Coding region: 1-1554 (517 amino acids)
Biological process (GO): transmembrane transport
Cellular component (GO): membrane
Molecular function (GO): transmembrane transporter activity
Source: RefSeq, a predicted model, not a curated record
AUGGAGGUCAACAACAAGGCUCCAGAGGCCAUAUCGAUGCAGGGUCUGGACGGUGGGCCAAGGGAAACUGACCAGGAGUCCAUCUACUACAAACAAACACGCACGAGGCGCUUGUUCAGUGAAAAACAGCUCUUCGCUCUCAAUGUGGUCAUGUACGGAGCAUGUUACUACGUCGGCACCAACACCUACCUCGUCAUGCUCAACGGCGGGCCCCGCGCCUGGCUAUUUAGCUUUUUCUUCGUCGCUGCCGGCGUAGCAUGCCAGGUUGCAUCUUUUGCCGAACUGGCUUCGAUCCAACCCAUUGCCGGCGCCCAGUAUUAUUGGACCUUCAACUACGCACCGCCGUCCGUAAAUGUCUUUCUCACUUGGCUGCAGGGCUGGAGCACGUGGCUGGGGUACGUUUCGAUGAUUUCAAGCAACGUGACCGGCGGUGUCAUUACCAUGCAGGGAAUUAUCAAUAUCGCGAAGCCAGAGUGGGUUCCGGCAGGCUGGCAGACUACCUUGAUAACUCUUGCGUACCUUUCACUAUGUACCGCGCUCAAUUUGUGGUGGUUUCGUGCGGUGCCUUGGUUCGAAACGAUGUCCGGCAUUUUAAACGCUUUGCUUUUCGUCGUCGUCGUUAUCAUUGUUUGGACCAUGGCCCCGCGCGCUGGAAUGGACGUGUUCCUUAUCAAGAGCAAUGCCGGGGGUUGGGGUGACUUUGUGUCAUAUAAUAUUGGAAGCAUUUCUAACCUUUUUCUGUUUAUCGCGUUCGAAAGUAUCGUACACCUAGGCGAGGAAACACGCAACCCGAAGCGUGCCGUCCCUUCAAGCAUGUUUUGGGGCUUUUUAGCCAAAGUAGCCAUGGCUUUUGUUAUGAUAAUUACAUUUGGGUCUGCUUUCCCUGGCAUCGACGUCAUUCUCACAUCCGUUAGUCCCCUGGCCACUUUUAUCAACUAUGCUACCAGUUCGCCAAACUCAUCCAUCGCCAUUCUUUCCUGCAUGCUUUUUAGCAUGGUCGCCGCAUCGAUCGGUAAUUUCUGGUCAAUAUCGCGACUAACAUGGGCGUGGGCCCGCGGCGGCGGCCUACCCAAAUAUUUUGCCAUGGUUGAUGGGAAACCACGCAUACCGAUGCGAGCCGUUUCUGGCACCGCGCUCAUCAUCGCACUUUUAUCGCUCCUUUUCCCGAACGACCGCGCAUUUAUAGCCAUAGGCGCCAUUGGUUCCUUGUCAUCCAUAAGCUUAUAUGUCAGCUACAUCAUCGGCCUCGGCUGCAUCAUCUACUUUCGCCUUGCAAAUCCCGGCUGCUUCCAGCGCGGUGAGUGGAGCUGCGGGCGGCUCGGUUUGCCUGUUAACAUCUUUGCCCUGAUCUACACGGGUUGGGAAGUGGUAUGGCUCCCAUUUCCCAAUGCGCUGCCGGUCGCGGGCGCCAAUAUGAAUUAUGCAGGCCCGGUCUAUGUGGCCCUUCUUGUUAUGGCGGUUAGCUAUUGGUUCUCGUGGGCAAGGAGGCACUGGGAAGGGCCGAACAUGAAGGUUGUGGAGAUUGUCUUGCAGAAUGACGAUGCUUCUAAAUGA